GCGGGAGCCGGUUUAGGACAAGACGACUGGCCUGGAGGGUCGGGGGCCCAGUUCGGAAUUGAUGUGGAGCCCGAGUUAUUUUCGGGGACAGGCAGGGUGUAAUUAAUUAUAUAUCAGGGCAUAGGUCGCUGUACCGACAUGGAGACCGUUCGCCAGUGAAGACAUAUCCCAAGGAUCCCUAUCAGGAAGAGGAGUGGCCCCAGGGGUUUGGUCAGCUAACUAAGGAGGGGAUGCUACAGCAUUGGGAGCUGGGCCAGGCUCUGCGGCAACGCUACCAUGGCUUUCUCAACACCUCUUACCACCGGCAAGAGGUUUAUGUGCGAAGCACAGACUUUGACCGUACGCUCAUGAGUGCUGAGGCCAACCUGGCCGGACUCUUCCCUCCCAACGGGAUACAGCGCUUCAACCCAAAUAUCUCUUGGCAACCUAUCCCCGUUCACACUGUGCCCAUCACUGAGGAUAGGCUGCUGAAGUUCCCGUUGGGCCCGUGUCCCCGUUACGAGCAGUUACAGAACGAGACCCGACAGACGCCAGAGUAUCAGAAUGAGAUCAUUCAGAAUGCACAAUUUCUGGAUAUGGUGGCCAACGAGACAGGCCUUACAGACCUGACGCUGGAGACCGUCUGGAAUGUCUAUGACACACUCUUCUGCGAGCAAACACACGGGCUGGUCCUGCCGCCCUGGGCCUCUCCCCAGACCAUGCAGCAUCUGAGCCGGCUAAAGGACUUCAGCUUCCGCUUCCUCUUCGGGAUCUACGAGCAGGCAGAGAAGGCCCGGCUUCAGGGGGGAGUCCUGUUGGCUCAGAUACGGAAGAACCUGACCCUCAUGGCAGCCUCUUCCCAACUCCCUAAGCUGCUGGUUUACUCUGCGCACGACACCACCCUGGUUGCUCUGCAAAUGGCACUGGAUGUCUACAAUGGGGAACAAGCCCCCUACGCCUCCUGCCACAUAUUUGAACUGUACCAGGAAGAUAAUGGGAAUUUCUCAGUGGAGAUGUACUUUCGGAAUGAGAGUAACAAGGCUCCCUGGCCGCUGAUCCUGCCUGGCUGCCCUCACCGCUGCCCCCUGCAGGACUUCCUUCACCUCACAGAGCCCGUUGUGCCCAAGGAUUGGCAGCAAGAAUGCCAGCUGGCAAGCGGGCCUGCAGACACGGAGGUGAUCGUGGCCUUGGCUGUAUGCGGCUCCAUCCUCUUCCUUCUCAUAGUGCUGCUCCUCACUGUACUCUUCCGGAUGCAGGCCCAGCCUCCGGGCUACCGCCAUGUCGCAGAUGGGGAGGAUCAUGCCUGACAACCACUCAGCCCCCUUCCCUCUGCCUCCUAGGGGAGGUGGGCUGGGCCCUUGCUCCUGACUAUUGCUGCUCCCCAGCCCAUGGACAGGAGACCCUGGGUUGGCCUCCCUCUGAUUACCCUAACCUAGAUGAACAAGUGGGGCUCGGCUUGGCCCAUGGCACCUGUCGCUCAGCAUUCGUGUGCCUCCUGUUUACCAAGUACUAUGUUGGACUUUGGCUUUCUCCAAACAAGACUUGCCUCCGCCAUGCUUCCGAAGGACUAGAAGUGUAGACAAGUAUCCAAGUUUCACUCAGGACCUGGGAUUGAAAAACUGAAGGAGUUGGUGCUUGAUCGCCUUGCCCCCGCCAAUCAAGCCUUGCUCUCUCUUCCAGCUUGGAGUCUUUGGCAAAUGGUUCAGGGGACACA
Molecule: messenger RNA, 1693 nt
Organism: Leopardus geoffroyi (Geoffroy's cat)
Lineage: Eukaryota; Metazoa; Chordata; Mammalia; Carnivora; Felidae
Gene: ACP2
Product: acid phosphatase 2, lysosomal
Exons: 11
Coding region: 231-1286 (351 amino acids)
Biological process (GO): dephosphorylation; lysosome organization
Cellular component (GO): lysosome
Molecular function (GO): acid phosphatase activity
Source: RefSeq, a predicted model, not a curated record